AUGGCAAAGAACAAGUCCCCGGGGAGUGACGGGCUCCCGAAAGAGCGUUUUGAAGCGCAUUGGGACCUGCUUGGGGGGAGUUUCAUGGCAAUGGCAAGAGAUUUCGAGUCAACAGCUUCCCUGCCGGCGGAGAUAAAGGAAGCAGUCACUAUCGUCCUGCACAAAAAAGGCGUCCGCGAUCAGCUCAACAACUACAGGCCCAUAACGCUUCUCAACUUCACCUACAAAUACGGCUUUCUCCCGGGGAGGCGGCUCUCUGACGCGGUGGCGCUGGUGGCUGAUAUAAUAGACGCUGCUAAGAACGAAAAUGAGGACUGGUACCUCCUCCUUGUGGAUUUCCAGAAAGCCUUUGACUCCGUGUCCAGGGACUUCCUCUUCCAGGUGCUGAGGGGGAUGGGGUUCCCUCCGCGUUUUGUGAAGUGGAUCGGGGGCCUGCAUGAGAACACAGCCGCGAAACUUUUGGUCAACGGCUGGCUCGGUGAAGGGCUGGAGGUGGUGUCUGGUGUAAGGCAAGGGUGCCCGCUUGCAACUUACCUGUUCUUGUGCGCGGUUGAACCUCUGGCGCAGGAGGUAGGAAGGGCGAAGCUGGGGCUAAGCAAGGAUGAGCAACGGCUGAACUAUCUGGGGUAUGCAGCGACACGACCCUACUUUAAAUGGGCUGGCGCAAAUGACGCGGAGAAACUGCUGGGAGUAUGGGUGUCGCCUUCUGGAAGCGGCGUGAAGACCUGGAAAAAGGCCCUGUGUCACAUCACGGAGAAACUGAUUAAGUGGAAGCAGAAGUACCUCACCACAUCAGCCAGAGCGACGGUGAUUACCUACUACAUCGUCCCGAUCGUGGCCUUCCAGGCGCAGAUUUAUCCACCGCCUGCUGACACGUGGGAUGAUGUCACUCGCCUCAUCCAUGGCUUUGUCUCGGAGAAGAAUCUGGUUAAGCGCGACAUCAUGACCAAGGCGGCGGACUUACCUCUGGGGGUAGACAGCUUCGCGUCACAUGAGAAACUGAUGAAGCAUUGGGACGGUCAGAGCAUUCGCUGGAGGCAGACUUGCGAAUGCUUCAUCCACUUCCCUCUAUGCAUCUGGCCGGCUGCAGUGACAAGGGAGGAUGUGCUGCAGGAGCGGGUGGUUUUCAACACGCGUAUUUUACUCAACGAGACCACUCCUAUUGGAGGGCAGAAGGACGUGAAGCAGCUGCGAGAGCUAAGGCUAGGAGAUCUGUUAGAGGAGGAAGCCGACGGUGGGCUGGUGUCGCUAUCCAUGGCGGAGUUGUCUCAGAGGCUAGGAGGGAGCGGCCCUGCGAGGCUAGCAUCAAAGGCACUGGGCGCUAUUCCUGCUCUGUGGCUCCGACGGUGCUCCCCUGCUCGGCUGGCUUAG
Molecule: messenger RNA, 1371 nt
Organism: Closterium sp. Yama58-4
Lineage: Eukaryota; Viridiplantae; Streptophyta; Zygnematophyceae; Desmidiales; Closteriaceae
Source: the annotation of a GenBank genome assembly